Molecule: messenger RNA, 180 nt
Organism: Penicillium canescens
Lineage: Eukaryota; Fungi; Ascomycota; Eurotiomycetes; Eurotiales; Aspergillaceae
Exons: 1
Coding region: 1-180 (59 amino acids)
Source: RefSeq, a predicted model, not a curated record
AUGGCGGGGUUCUCGGCGGCAGGUCAUCUGGCCGCCGCUAUGGAUGUAUAUGAGUGGACGAUUUCAUACUUCCUGGCCCGUAAGGAGGUUUCUACGAUUCGAUGGACCGCCGCCUCCGUUGGGCAUCCAUUCCACAUCGCCUUUCUAGUUGUCCGUUACACGGGUCAAGGGGGCCGUUGA